This is a messenger RNA of Durusdinium trenchii, 1587 nucleotides long. Lineage: Eukaryota; Dinophyceae; Suessiales; Symbiodiniaceae. The record is from the annotation of a GenBank genome assembly.
CCUCAUUGACCUGGAAGCUAGGGCAGUAGCUCGUCGUCCGCUCCACUUGCCGCGCGAUGGCGCGGCUAUGGCCAGCGCUGGUUCUGGCAUUGCUGGUGCUAAGAGGCGUCCCGUGCAGCUUCACGUCCGCAAAGCCGCGGACGCAGACGCGGCCGCGGCGGCAUCCGCGCGCUCGUCCUCGGGGGGCGAGUUUGGAAGCGGGAUGGCAAGACUUCCAAGAGAAGUGGGGAAACCCGAAGCUGCGAGGGACGGUCGCCAAAGUUGCGAUCUCACCGAGCUAUUGGUUAGCCACGGCCUCGGUGCUUUUCUCCGGUCUGCUAGUCCUUCACCCUGUGCCGCCCGUUCUUCACAGCUGCGAAUGGCUCCGGCGACUCGCAGGUGGCAAGGUCACCGCCGCCCUUUUGGUGGGGCUUUGUGCCGUCUUGGGUGGUCUCUUUGGUCGCAAGACCCCCUUGGGCCGGGCCAUGACGGGCCCCGUGUGCGCUAUGUCACUGGGCGUCCUGGUCGCCAGCCAAUCUCCGGCACCUGCAGCCGUGCUACGACGACUGCAGUUCUUCUCGGUGACCUUGGCGACUCCUUUGCUGCUCCUCUCCUGCAACUUGAAGGAGCUCUGUGGCCCCGCCACGCGUCGCUUGCUGGGCGCCUUCGCUGUGGGAGCCGUGAGCACGGCGUCCGCCGCGUUGCUGGCUGCCCUGGUGCUACGUCAUCCCUUGAGCGCAGCCCUGGGGGGCUGGGAGACGGCCAGUAAAGCCAUUGCAGCGUUGACCAGCAAGAACAUCGGCAGCGGCAUCAACUUCGUGGCCGUGGCGCAGGCCCUGCAGAUGAAGCCGUUGAUCAUCGCCGCCAGCCUGGCGGUGGACAGCGCCCUGGGGGUGAUCUACUUCCCGGUGGCUGCCAGCCACCCGCGGCAAGAGGGACGCCUUGGGCGGGUGUCUUGUGAAGGCUUAACUCCGAAGAACUCUGAGAGCCGCGGACGCGGAGCAACGCUGGAGGAGCAGGGGCGCGGUCCGGAGCACUUCUCGCUCACCGAGAGCCUGACGACCUUCUUGGUGGCAUUGGCGAUCGCUUUCCUGGCUCACCAGUUUUCCCCAGCAGGCUAUGCGUGCAUCACCUCCAGCCUCCUGGCAGUGCUCCUGGGCACCUUCCCCGCCGCCAAACGGUGGCCCGCCGGGGAGGCCUUGGGCUGGCCCUUGCUGUAUUUGUACUUUGCUGCCGCAGGCUUCACGGUGGGAGCCGUGCCUGGCAGCACCUUGCGGCGCUUCUCGCCUCUGAUAGACUUUGGGAUCAUGCUCUAUGCCAUUCACCUGCUCCUGAUCCUCCUCCUCGGCCGCCUCGCCAAGCUCACGCGCGCGGAGCUCCUGGUCGCCAGCAGCGCCAACAUCGGUGGCCCCGCUACGGCGAGCUCAUUGGCCAGUAGCAAGCAGUGGCCGCAGCUCCAGCGGCCGGCGCUCUUGGUGGGGACCUUUGGGAACGCCGUGGCCGGUGGCUUGGGCCUGGCCAUCUUCCAUUUGCUCCGCCGGCUGCCACACUGAGAGAGCGGCCAGUGGUGGGUGGUCAUUGGGUGAAUGCCCAGUGGCACAGUCCCUG